AUGAAUCUCGAUACCUCGGUGGGAAAUUUGGACGUGGCCGAUGCCGAAUAUGUGGCAAUUAUUGUAUCAGUUACCGUAUACGGCUCGAUAACGGCCAUUGGACUAACGGCAGUCACUGUAUUUCUCGCUGUACAGAUCAAAGGGCGCUCGACAUUUAAUGAGUUCCCCUUCUUCUCAAUAGUGUGGUACUUGACGCUGAUAAAUCUAUUAAAUUUAAUAACACAAGCCACCUGUAUAUUUCCAUGUAUGCUCGUCGAAAUUCCUGACACGGGUCCGCUGGCCGUUUGGCAACAAGUUGGUGUUUGUCUCAACGAUUUUACCGACCAGGCCAUUAUGUACCUUACACUACUCAUGGCCAUCAACCGUUUCGCCGUAUUCGUGUGGAAAGACCUGCAGGCCAUUUUCUCAACGUAUCACAUCCGAAAAGUCAUAUGGCUUACCAUACUCAUUGUUAUUCCGUUAACUACAUAUCGACAGAUGUUCGGCACGCGGAAGAAGCGUCAUUCAAUGUACCAAAGCAACGAUAAUGACAUCGCUUUGCUAUAUCAGGCGAUAACUGUCACCUUCUUCCUCGAGCUGACCCGUGCCUUUUCCGUGACAGCACCAAUGCUCAAAACGGACACCUGGGUCCAAUGGGUCCUAAAUAUCACGCGAAGCGUUUGCUCCGUCUGCAACCAUUCCAUCAAUCCGAUUCUAUUCAUGACCACAAAUAAAACGGUGCAGCGUGUCCUGAAGGGAAUGUUGCCCCGGAUAUACGGCGUGCUGCAGCAAUCGACGUCUGAUAAUUCCGGGAUUCCGGAAAAGGGCGAUCCAACGCCUCCGACACCCUCACCUGGCCAUAUUGUGAUGACGUUG
Mesorhabditis spiculigera is the source of this 855-nucleotide messenger RNA. The record is from the annotation of a GenBank genome assembly. Lineage: Eukaryota; Metazoa; Nematoda; Chromadorea; Rhabditida; Rhabditidae.